GUGCUCCAGUACAUUACUUUGUAUUAUGUACAAGCUGGGGCAUUGUGGCGGGGAUGUGAGAUUGAGGAGGAUCAUCUCGGGACAUUUGGAAGUGCGUGACUUCUAUGACCACGAAGAAGAUGAUGUCGGAGGCUACAUAGCCGACUUCAAGCAACGCGUUGCAGUAAAAGGACGUGCGAUUCCACAUCGUCGGGGACGUCCGGUAAGUCGUCUCAGUUUGAGACGACGACGCCCUGCUGCAGAAGCGCUCGAUGAAGUCGUACCAGCACGUAAAGCACGAAUCGAGGCCGUACGGCAUAUUCCACGUAAUAAGCGGAACAUAUCCGUGAUCAUAUUAUCAUCCGAUGAUUUGCAGGAAAUCGCAGCGUUUCGUGCGCUCACCCCAGUUGAAGAAGAAUACCAUGAUAUUUCGCUACGAGGUAUGAACUUUUUAUUAGAUAUUUCAUACACGCCGGUAUCGAUUCGAUUGAAUCAUUAG
Molecule: messenger RNA, 478 nt
Organism: Trachymyrmex cornetzi
Lineage: Eukaryota; Metazoa; Arthropoda; Insecta; Hymenoptera; Formicidae
Exons: 5
Coding region: 26-478 (150 amino acids)
Source: RefSeq, a predicted model, not a curated record